UCCUCUCUGACGUGCUGCAGCUGCAGCUCCGUGUCCACGCGCCCUCUCUCCGCUGCCUCACACAGCAAACAGCUCGUCGUCUCCUCGUCACUCGGAUUUCCUCGCUCAUCCAUCCACCCCCUCCAACCAUCCAUCCAUCCAUCCAUCCAACCAUCCAUCGCCUCCUCCUCCUCUUCCCUCGGUUCCUCUCAUGCCGCCGUCGCGGCGCUGGAUACGCGGUUGUUUGUGAUCGACCAAGCAGCAGCAGCAGCAGCAGCGAGAGCAGCAGCAGCAGCGGGGACUGAGUGAAUAUGGCGUGCAUCGGAGACCCAGACCCUUUCACCGCUGCCAUACCCGCUACUAAAGUUGAACUUACGGUGUCUUGUAGAAAUCUCCUGGACAGAGACACGUUCUCCAAGUCUGAUCCAAUUUGUGUGCUGUACACUCAAGGAAUAGUCAACAGGGAAUGGAGAGAGUUUGGCAGGACAGAAGUCAUAGAUAACACCCUCAACCCUGACUUUGUCCGCAAGUUCAUGGUGGACUAUUUCUUUGAGGAGAGGCAGAAUCUCCGCUUUGACCUGUACGACUUAGACUGCAAGAGUGACAACCUCUCUAAACACGAUUUCCUGGGCCAGGCCUUCUGCACACUGGGUGAAAUAGUUGGCUCCCUUGGAAGUCGCUUGGAAAAACCUUUGAUUGGGAUCCCUGGGAAGAAAUGUGGCACCAUCAUAGUGAGAGCAGAGGAGCUGAGCAACUGCAGGGAGUCCGUGAUGCUGCAGUUUUGUGGCAACAAGCUGGACAAGAAAGACUUCUUUGGAAAAUCUGAUCCGUUCCUCGUCUUCUACCGCAGCAACGAAGACGGAUCGUAUACCAUUUGCCACAAAACAGAAGUGGUGAAGAACACUCUGGAUCCAGUUUGGCAGGCUUUUAAAAUUCCAGUCAGAGCACUGUGUAACGGAGACUAUGACAGGAGCAUUAAGGUGGAGGUGUAUGACUGGGACAGAGAUGGAGGCCACGACUUCAUCGGCGAGUUCAGCACCAGCUACAGAGAAAUGUCAAGAAACCAGUCACAGUUCCACAUCUAUGAGGUUCUAAAUCCAAAGAAAAAGGGAAAGAAGAAAAAAAAGUACCAAAACUCAGGCACGGUCACCCUCCUGUCCUGCCUGGUGGACACUGAGCUCUCCUUCCUGGACUACAUCAGAGGCGGGACCCAGAUUAAUUUCACAGUGGCGAUUGAUUUCACGGCAUCGAAUGGUAACCCAUCUCAGCCCACUUCACUACAUUACAUGAGCCCGUACCAGCUGAAUGACUACGCGAUGGCAUUGCGGGCGGUUGGAGAGAUCAUUCAGGACUAUGACAGUGACAAGAUGUUUCCUGCUCUGGGAUUUGGUGCCAAGCUCCCCCCAGACGGACGGGUUUCUCAUGAAUUUGCUCUGAAUGGUAAUCCACAGAACCCCUACUGCAGUGGUAUUGAGGGGGUGAUGGAGGCCUAUUACCAGAGUCUCAAAUCUGUGCGUCUCUACGGACCAACCCACUUCUCCCCUGUUAUUAACCAUGUGGCCAGGUAUGCGUCAGCAGUGACGGACGGCUCUCAGUACUUCAUCCUGCUCAUUAUCUCUGACGGCGUGAUCACAGACAUGGCACAGACCAAGGAGUCUAUAGUCAAUGCUGCAUCUCUGCCCAUGUCAAUUAUAAUAGUCGGUGUUGGACCAGCGGAAUUUGAUGAAAUGAUCGAGCUGGACGGAGAUGAGGAGAGGAUCUCGUCCCAAGGAAGAUACGCAGAGAGGGACAUAGUUCAGUUCGUUCCUUUCAGAGAUUACAUUGACCGGCGAGGAAACUACAUUCUCAGCAUGGCUCGCCUGGCGAAAGAAGUGCUCGCUGAAAUCCCAGACCAGUUUUUGUCCUACAUGAGGACAAGAGGCAUCAAACCUGGGCCGUUGCCACCUCCUUACACUCCCUGUCCACCACCAGCUAUUCACCCGCUUCUCGCCAGACGGGUAAGCCGAAUUUAAAGGCCUUGCUCCAAAGUCAGCCCGCCAACUCUGUUGGUCUCUCCUAUCGUCCUCUCUGCAUCUUCUUCUUCCUGCUCUUCACUGGAAGUUUUCUGCAAACAAGGUGAACUUUGCCCACUCUCUGAAGUUGCACUUUCAGGAAUGUUUGGCCAUGAGCGGUGACACAGAUCAUCCUGAUAUGGCCACUGGCUUUCCACUUUUUAGAAGAAUGGACAUUUCCCUUACUGGAAAAAGUAUGUUUGGUGGUUCACGGUGGUGGCUAGAAAGAGAUCAUCUAACUGCACCACAACGACUGGCUAGGACAGUAACUGACCACUCGCAGCAGUUAGACCGAAAGAGUCCAAGCUGUGCCGGCCUUUUGUUUUUAAAUCAUCUUCUCGUCUGUUUGCUGUUUCUAUUUCUACUUCCUCUGUUACUCAAAAAAAAUCCUGUCUUUCUCGAAGAUGUAAAUGUUUACAUAAGUGAGGUCAGGUAUGGAGGAUUUUUUUCAGGAUGAACUUUAUACCAAUCAAUGUGAAAACCUUUCAGAUUCCUAUUUUUAAGCAGCAGAAACUGGAGGUUGUGAAUUUGUACAAACAUAUUUAGGCUCUGGUGCCACAAUCUUCAAUACUGAGUGUUUUUUUAAACUAUAAAUGGAGCAUGUGCUAGUUUAAGAGAAGCAUGCGCUCUUGUCCUGCACUCAGGGCAUUGACCCUCCCACACAAACCCCCCACCAUCACCACUGCCAUGUCGCAUUAAGAACUAACCCAUCAACUGUUUGAACCGCUUCCCACGCUCCUACCUUUUGCUCCAUACACCUGCCUUGACUCAAAAGGAAGCGGUGCUUCCUGGGAGUCUGGUCAACUCAAAUGCAGCAGGGACUUAAACCAGCCUUACUCUUUUGUCAGAUAACAUUAAUGGGAAACACUCAUCCAUCGCUUCUGGAAAUGUGGAUCUCCAAGCCCAGAAGUCAAAAACACACAUCUCACUACCGAACCUAACUGUGUGUUACGUGUGGUUCUUUACGCUCAUGAAAUAACAUCGUUAUUUAGCAUCGUAGCAUUUUGUUUUAUGUCUCUCUACCUCUCACUUUCUUUGGUAUUGCCAAAAAGUGUUGAUAAAUAACAAAAUGUUGGUGUGUCAGUGCUUUUUGUUAAAUCCGCGGAGUUCACAAGUCUUAUUAUUCACAAAAACAUUUGCCAAACUGUAGGCAGAGAAUUACAGCACUUCAGGUGACUCACUCACAUUUGUGGCAGCAUCACACUGUAAUAUGUGCACAGAAAACCAGUAAAACAAUGUUUACCCCACAUGGAUCAAAUGAAGCACAGUUUAAUGCCAGUUUUUGAAGCUAGUAAUAAGUGACCCCUGAGGUUUAGUAGUGUUCAGCUUAUCAUAUACAUAAAGAUAAAACUCUACAGAAAAUGUGUGCCUUUAGUAUCAAACAUACAAGAUGUGAACGUUCAGAAGGCAGCUCUGAAUAGAGGAUGACAGCAGUGGUUCUUCCAGUGAUUUACAACCGUUACUUACAGUGGCAGUUUCUUGUGUUUGUGUGUUAUGGCUAUGUAUUGUGAUCAAUUACUUUUUUACAAACAAGGAAAAAUAACCAAGCUGUGUAGGUGGGAAAAGAAGCAAUGAUUAAUUGUGUUCCAUUGAAAUUGACAAAUGAGGGUUUAUUGUGUCUCAGCUGUUUCUGCUGAGUGCAGGGAGGAUGUUUGUCACAAGGUAAAGUGUGAAGAUAACAACAAGAACACUGACCUAGCAAAAGGUAUUGAUUAUGAGCCACAUUUGAAAAAUUGCAAUAUUAAAAGAAAACAUGGAUGCGUCUUCCUGUGACGGAGCCUAAAAAAGGAACCGUUAAAAUGGCUUCAGAAUUGGUGACAAACAGAGUUUAAAUGAACACAGCUGCAGACUGACAUUAGUUUCUAUCUUUUUAAUUUUGUGAUUUUCUUUGUUUGGGUCUCAUUUGGGGGGAAAAUGUGACGCAUAUACACUUUAUGCACCACAUUUAUAGUUUACAAAUUGAAGUAUUUAAUUCAAAACUAAAGUUAAAACAAAACUUUCAUCAGCUUCAAUGUUGGGUCUUUUAGCAACUACUACCUCAGGUUCAGUAAUGAGUAAAAAAAAAAGAGUUUUUAAAAUGCAUCCUGCAAAAUGAUCUGCUUCCACUUCGUCUAUAUGCUCCAGCUAUUAAAGUUCCAAAACCAAGGAUUUUUCAGAGCUGCUGUUCAGUGUUUGAUAAUGAAAGCCUUCAUUUUCAGUGGAGUUUUGUUUAAAACAAAACAAAAACACUUUGUCACUUAUAGCCACGUUAACAGGGUGAACCUCAAAUUGCCCGUCAGUGUACACAUGAAAACUUUGAUGUGACGUUACAGAAAAGCACAAAUCAUUCUUCUGUCGGGCUAGAGCCAUCUUAUCCAGAUAGAUUACAUCUCAUGUGUGAAGAACAAUGUGAAUUCAUUUUAUUCUAAACUGUACAUGUUAUCACUGCUCUCUUUGGGCCCUAUAUACAGCCAAGAAUUCGGCGUAAAACAAGGUUUUAAACAUUUUUUGAAACUCGCGCUUCAAAUCAUUGCACAGAUGCUAUAUGAAUACACAUUAUCUGCUUGUUAAAAAUGUUCUUAGGCAUUUACUUUAUACACUGUACAAACGUUUGCCUUUAGUGUAUUGAUCGAUAUACUAUAAGUGUGAUGCUGCUUCUUUACUGCUGAUAGAAGUAUUACAUUUUAUACAGAGGCCUGUAAUCAUAUUUAAAUCAUGACUAACAGGCCUUAUUCGUGUUUAUACAUAUGUUAUUCAUAUUUAAAUCAUGAAUGACAGGCCUGUAUUUUUUUAUAAGUCAACGGUUCGAUAACGAUGUUCCACGUGUGCGAGACGUUUUUAAGUAGACCUGGUGAUCAAGUACACUCCGUAGCAAGUUUUUUCUGCCAAAUUUAACCUACCGUUAAGUGUAGCAUCUCUCUGUUGUUGCUGAGACUCGACCCAGAAGAUCUGAUUCUUCAGUUUGACUGAAGAAUCAGAUUUCUGGAGUGUGGGAAGAGGUUGUCUGACAGAUUUUUGUACUUUUAUGUGCUGUUGUUUCUUCGUGGGGACCCUGAACGGCAGCAGGGGUGUUGAAUUGCACAAUGUAGCACUGGACAUUCAGCCAGCUGAACUAGAUCAGAUCAGGCAGGAACAGUUUUUUCUCUGUGUCUCUGUAAAUAUAAUGUCCUGUAUAUACUGUAGUCUGUUUUCUGGAGAAGUAACUUGCAGCGAGCUGCUGGGACUCUGAGUCCUGCAACACAAGGCAGGGCCUUUCAUUUAUUUAUCACGACAAGACGUCCACUUUACGUCACGCCCACACUCUCCUAUAUACUGUGCAUCCACUACAUGUAUUUGUAUAUGAAACAUGCAUGACACUUGCGUAACAAGGUGAGGGGGGGUCGAGUGGAGAUUAAGGGUUUUUCUUUCUUCCCCCGAGAAACAGUGGUUUCGUAGAUAAAGUAUUUUUUAAAAUGUAUAUUCGCAUCUAAACCCUUAAAGUCAAGGUUCCGACACGAUUUAUACCCAUAUAGAAACAUCAAAAUUUCAUCAAAAUACACAUUGAUAGACAAUCGUAAAAUAUUUGCAGGGAUUAAGGAGUGAGUAGCCGCCGCUCCAGUGGGCAAUAGUGUUGCCUGCAAGGUUAGUGAAUGGGUUAGACGCUGUAAGGGCAUUGUUGGUCCAGCAAGUCACCGUGUGGAAGUCAGAACAGCCUCACAAUCCAUUCAUCAUCGCUGGCCAGCAGAUCCUAAGCUGCUGGUGUCUGAAAAUGAUCUCCCUGCCCAGACUUCUAGUUGCCAUUUUACGUUAUUAUUUACCUUUAUACCCUCCCCAUCUGACUUGAAUCUGAACAUCUACAGGUGUGACAGUUAAGCUGAUCAUAAAUGUUUUUUUUUAGUUCAUUUUGACGGGACAGACUGUCCUACAUCCCAAUGACAUUAAUAAUAGCAAUAACAAUGAUACAUUUAAUUUGUAUAGUGUGUUAUUUGAACACAUUGUUUUUUUUGUGCCUACACAAGCUUUAUAAAUGAGGCCCCUGGGAAUGAGAAUUAACAAAAACGUUCAAAUACAUAAGAAAUAUUGAAAAGUCCUCAUUCUAAAGGCCAGGUGUCUAGAUGUCCCCAAGUCACUUUGCAUCUGUACUUGCAUAUACAUGGUUGUUGUUAGACUAAUACUAAAAUGAGGGUCUAUCUCAAUCUACAAUUCUACACGUGUAAUUGAUCUCAUGUUGAUCAAUAUCAACACAGGUACUAGGGUACUAGUAGCAAGCAUCAGUGGUUAUCUUCGUCAUCUUCCUCCACCACCAACUGGACGAGAAACAUUGCAUGAGAAGUCACAAAAUGUUGUAGUGCUUCUGAAAGUUUGCAUUCGGUCUAUGGACACAGACGGCCGCGGAGAGUAUGAAUGCAGCCCAUACACUGCGAGACUGACGUACAAUGAGAUGUGACUGCUUAGCUAAUGCAUACGACUACAUGGCGACUGUGUUAUUCUAUGAUGACCAGUAUAGAUGGGAAGUAGUGUCGUGGCGUGUAUAGGUUUCCCCUCAGGAAAAGGAGAUGAAAGCUGUUUUUAUAGGGACUCAGUGAAGUAAAGGCUACAGAUGCAUCUGUCGCAUGCGGCUGUAAUGAGUGCAGAGACGACGUGUCGGUGUAGGAGUAACAAUCAAAAGCAUUUACUGUGUCGGAGACUGUAAGGCGAAGGAAAAACCCAACCCCUGGCUAUAAUGAAGUUGUCUCACACCUCGCUGCAUAUAGUAUGUCACUCUGCCAGUGUGGUACCGUGCCAGCAUGCCAGGCCACAUGAACGCCCGUGUAAUCUUCACACAUGUUACAGGAAAGUUGUUUACUGUACCUUAUGAUAUUAACACAAGUGGUUUAGCUGAAUGCCUGUGAUGAUUCUCCUGAUGUUUUUAUAGCAUGCAUUGAGUUUGCAUGUGUCAGUCUUUUUGUAAACAGAGAUGCUCUAGUGGGUUUAAAAAUUGUAAUAUGACAUCCUUGUGUGUUAUUUCAAAAAAGUAUUUGAAAAAAAUCCAAACUGUUUUGCCUUAAAAAAUCUCACUGAUCAGUCAUGGAAUUGUGCAAUGCCUUCAGAUGUUUGUUUUGAAGACUGAUUUAUUGGUUUUAUUUUUUUUCGUCUUGUGUUUUGUUGUGUUUUGUUGCUUUGACACUCUGGACAUCUUUAUUCUCAGCAAAGAGAUGGGAUCGAUCAGCUGAGAAUAAUGUUGUCCUCACAGAGUCAUGUUCACAGUAACCACAGAUCUGUAUUUUCAUCAGUUAUCCCUGAAUUAAUUAACCCCACUGUUAUUUUUUUCAUCUGCUCUGAUUUCGUUUCUCAACAGGGGAAAUUUUGGGCUUUUGCAUGAUGCUUGUGAUUACACUAAAAGAACAAUUAGAAAUUUAAAGUCGUCCAUUGACACAUACAUGACAUUGACUCAUCAGUUCUUGGGGUAAGUGAUACUAUGAGACAGCACAGGUUUUACUGUUGUAAUUAGAAACAUGAAAGCCACAAAUCAUUGAUCUAAAGCGACUAUUUCUGUAAGAAUUCAAGUCUUUCAAUAAAUUAUUCAU
Solea solea (common sole) is the source of this 7555-nucleotide messenger RNA. Its product is annotated as copine-8-like. Lineage: Eukaryota; Metazoa; Chordata; Actinopteri; Pleuronectiformes; Soleidae. Gene Ontology annotation, cellular component: plasma membrane. Gene Ontology annotation, molecular function: calcium-dependent phospholipid binding. The coding region runs from base 291 to 1991 and encodes 566 amino acids. The transcript is spliced from 20 exons. Gene Ontology annotation, biological process: cellular response to calcium ion. The record is from RefSeq and is a predicted model, not a curated record.